CUGAACAGAUAAGAAGAACUACGAGGGAUGGGGAAAGCAAGCAGAGUGAACCAAACGGCUGUUUCAGACUUCUUCCUUCUAGGACUCUCUGAGAAGCCAGAGGAGCAACGUCUCCUAUUUGGCGUCUUCCUGGGCAUGUACCUAGUCACCAUGACAGGGAACCUCCUCAUCAUCCUGGCCAUCAGCUCUGACCCACAGCUUCAUACUCCCAUGUACUUCUUCCUGGCCAACCUAUCAUUAACUGAUGCCUGCUUCACUUCUGCUUCAGUCCCCAAAAUGCUGGCCAACAUUCAUACCCAGAGUCAGACCAUCUCCUAUUCUGGGUGCCUUACACAGCUGUAUUUCCUCCUUAUGUUUGGUGGCCUUGACAACUGCCUGCUGGCUGUGAUGGCAUAUGACCGCUAUGUGGCCAUCUGCCAGCCACUUCAUUACAGCACAGCUAUGAGUCCCCAGUUCUGUGUACUAAUGCUGGCCAUGUGCUGGGUGCUAACCAACUGCCCUGCAUUGAUGCACACACUGCUGCUGACCCGUGUGGCCUUCUGUGCCCACAAGGCCAUCCCUCACUUUUACUGUGAUCCCAGUGCUCUACUGAAGCUUGCCUGCUCAGAUACCCGCAUUAAUGAGCUGAUGAUUAUCACCAUGGGC
Molecule: messenger RNA, 645 nt
Organism: Ailuropoda melanoleuca (giant panda)
Lineage: Eukaryota; Metazoa; Chordata; Mammalia; Carnivora; Ursidae
Product: olfactory receptor 1N2
Exons: 1
Biological process (GO): G protein-coupled receptor signaling pathway
Cellular component (GO): membrane
Molecular function (GO): olfactory receptor activity; G protein-coupled receptor activity
Source: RefSeq, a predicted model, not a curated record